AUGUCCAAAGUCUGGUUCAUAUACGGUUCGCCCCAGGGCAUAGGACACGAGCUUGUGGAGUACGCGCUGGGUCAGGGCGAUAAGGUGAUAACGAACCUGCAUUCAACUUCUCUACAGAAGCUGGGUGCCAUGGUUGUUAAUCUGAAUGUCAACAGUGAUGAAGCCAAUGUGAAAGAGGCGAUCGACGCGGCCUAUGGCUUCUACAAUAGGAUCGAUGUCGUGGUCAACAAUACCGGCUAUGUCAGCUAUGGAGCUCUGGAAGAGGUCCCAGCUAGUGAUCUCGAGACUCAAUUCCAGGCAAACGUGUUUGCACCUGCUAGAGUCAAUCGCUGUGUUCUGCCCUAUCUCAGGAAACAAAAGUCGGGUCUGAUUCUCAAUGUGUCAUCCAGAUCCGCCUACGAGUUUACUCCCUGUCUUUCCUACUACUCUGCCUCGAAAGCUGCACUUAGUCAGUUAAGUGUCUGUCUUGACAACGAGAUCUCGCAUUUUGGUCUGAGAUCCAUCGCUAUUGAACCGGGAAUGGUGAGGAAGUCUGCUUCGUGCCGCAACCUCGAUGGGGUCCAGGACCUGCUCCAUAACCACGACCCAACCAUCACCGACUACGCACCGCUUGUGGAAAAAAGCCGAACAGACUUUACUAGCUGGGAAGGCAAAGAAAUUGGUGAUCCCGCGAAACUCGUGUAUCAAAUAUUUAACCUCGCACACGGCAUCGAGCUAUUCAAGGACAGGCGCCUGCCGUCUAGAUUGGUGCUGGGAUCAGACUGCAUUAGCGCCGUGCACACAGAAGUUUCGAUGAUGACCCAAAUGCUAAGUGAAUGGGGCGCGGUCAUCAGAUCUACGGAUCAAAAAGACUGGACCCCUCCGCCUUUUACCCAAUAA
This is a messenger RNA of Kuraishia capsulata CBS 1993, 879 nucleotides long. RefSeq lists its product as uncharacterized. The coding region runs from base 1 to 879 and encodes 292 amino acids. The record is from RefSeq and is a predicted model, not a curated record. NCBI's taxonomy places the organism in Eukaryota, Fungi, Ascomycota, Pichiomycetes, Pichiales, Pichiaceae. The transcript has a single exon.